Molecule: messenger RNA, 1695 nt
Organism: Diabrotica balteata
Lineage: Eukaryota; Metazoa; Arthropoda; Insecta; Coleoptera; Chrysomelidae
Source: the annotation of a GenBank genome assembly
UUUUAAAACAGUCGUGCAAAAGAUACAUUUAAAGCUAUAAGUUGGUUUAUAGAAUAAGAUAUAAUUUGACACCGAUCUACAAACCAAGAUGCUGCUGUCAUCCUCUAUUAUAUUAGACGUAAUUAUAAUUUUAACCACCUCUAUUAUCUAUAUAUAUUUCUAUAUAUCAAGAAAACAAAAAUAUUUUCAAGAAAGAGGAGUAUACACACCAAAAGUACAACCAAUAUUUGGCCAUUUCUUCAAAGUGGCUUUAAUGAAAAUAAGUUUUUCAGAAUGGUUAAAAUAUUAUUACGAUACUAUAGAUAAGCCAUUUUUUGGACUUUACGUAUUCGAUGAACCCAUUUUUGUAAUUAAAGAUGCUGAGUUGGUGAAAAAAAUAUUAAUUAAAGAUUUUAAUAAUUUUAUGGAUAGAAAUGUUGCUGCUCCUGAUCAUUCUCCUUUGACACAAAAUAUAAUGUUCUUCCAGAAAAAUCCUGCCUGGAAAAACGAUAGAUCAAAAACUUCCGUUACAUUUACUUCUGGGAGAUUAAAAAGUAUGUUUCCUGUCGUCCAAAAAACAAUGAAUCAAUUGGAGAAAUUUAUUAUUGAAAACAAAACUAUUGUCGAUGCAAAAGAAGUGGCUGCGUUGUUUAGUACUGAUCUUAUUGCCCAGUGUGCUUUUGGUAUUGAAUCUUUCUGCUUCGAUAAAGCGCCUUCGGUAUUUCGAGAAUAUGGCAGAAAAUGUUUUGAAUUUUCAGUGAGGAAUGCAUUUGCGCAGAUGAUGUAUUUUUUUAAGCCAGAUUGGGCUGCUAAAUUAAAACUAGAAUUUCUGCCCAAAGAGUCAAUGGAUUAUUUCUCAGCUGCGAUUCUUGAAACGAUGAAAUCCCGUCAAGAUACUCAUACAUUCAAUGACUUAAUAGAUAUAAUAAACGAAUUAAAAAAUAAGAAGCAACUCAGUCAAGAUGACGACAACCUAAUUGUUGGUAUACCUAUACAAUUUCUUUUGGCUGGAUAUGAAACUACCAGCACUACAAUUUCUUUUACCUUAUAUGAAUUAGCAAAAAAUGUGGAAAUUCAGAAGAAAGUAAGAGCAGAAAUAAAAAACAAGAUGAAGCAAUACGGUGGGAUAACUUACGAAACUGUUCACGAUUUGCCCUACUUGGAUAUGUGUAUUUAUGAAACCUUACGAAGGUAUCCAGUUCUUCCAUUUUUAGAUAGAAAAUGUAACACAGAUUAUUCCAUACCAAAUUCAAAUGUAGUUAUCGAGAAAGGUGUAGGAGUACUAAUUCCAGUGUACGGUUUACAGUUGGAUAAAGCAAUUUUUCCAGAUCCGUAUACAUACAAUCCUGAAAGGUUUAGAGAAAAAUUUGAUUACUCACUUGGUUCCUAUUUUGUCCCUUUUGGUGAUGGACCACGUCGAUGUGUUGGUGAGAGAUUCGGUAUGAUCAGCACGAAAACUGCGAUAAUUACUGUUCUACUAAAUAGUGAAGUCAGAGUAACCGAUAAAACUCCAGCUGUUAUUAAAAUUGAACCAAAAUGUUUUCUACUGAAUUCAGCAGAUCCGUUAUUUUUAACUUUUAGAGAUAUAAGCGACUAGAAAAGAGUAAAAUUAGGUUAUUUUUUUAUUUUAUAUAACGUACUGAAAGAUGCUACAAUAAAAACAAAACAAAUGUAACUGUGAGUAAAUAAAUCAAAGGUAUUUUCGUAUGAAGUUUU